Molecule: messenger RNA, 714 nt
Organism: Penicillium canescens
Lineage: Eukaryota; Fungi; Ascomycota; Eurotiomycetes; Eurotiales; Aspergillaceae
Exons: 1
Coding region: 1-714 (237 amino acids)
Source: RefSeq, a predicted model, not a curated record
AUGCUUGCAGCGGCUCUUUUCUCUCUCUUCCUCGUUGCUGGCGCACAGCCGCUGGAGCAAAGGUUGACGGUUGAACCUGUCAAAUACUGCUCCGAGCUCCCAGAUUACAACCCAAAAACGAAGAUCGCCGGUCCAUGGACGAUCAACAUCGAUGGAUGCUAUAAUGGCACAUCAUCCCACAGCUGCAGCAUCGAAGGGUUUUCCACUGGCGCCGAUACCACACGUCAAUUUGGCGAUGAAGGCUACCUCAACGGCCUGGUAAUUUCCAUCAUUCCCUCAUCUCAACCAACCACAACCACAGAAUCAGAACUAACAGCCACACAGGUCACUAUAACAAGCCAAAAAGAAAACAUAAAAACCCAACUCCGCUGCAACGGCAACGAGGAAAUAACUCAAAUCGAAGCACAUAUCCCCUACGGCUCCGGUGAUCUAGCCUGGCAGCCCGUCGGCAUCAACCACCACCCAGCCACAGGCCGACUCGUCUGGGGUCGGGACUCUGAGCCCGUGCAGGUCUACCGGCACUCGAUGCAGGGUGCACCGCUCAAGGGACUCUUCCUCGGCUCGAAUGGUCAGACGCAGUGGGUUGUCCAUUCGUCGGGUCGGGAUGUUAGCAUUGUUGAUUUCAAGCCGUAUUGGAUUCCUAGGCUUGUUAUUCCUGAGAUGGUUAUGAAUGCGGAAGAAUAUAUGACUUUUAUGAGGAUUGAUGGCAGCUGA